This is a messenger RNA of Paramacrobiotus metropolitanus, 903 nucleotides long. RefSeq lists its product as uncharacterized. Bases 131 to 730 code for a protein of 199 amino acids. The transcript has 6 exons. NCBI's taxonomy places the organism in Eukaryota, Metazoa, Tardigrada, Eutardigrada, Parachela, Macrobiotidae. Gene Ontology annotation, molecular function: protein binding. The record is from RefSeq and is a predicted model, not a curated record.
GCUGCCUUAUAAACCGACGUGCUGCGUUCGUAAUAAAUCAUAUACAGUGUCAAGCAUCAUAAUAUUCUGUGUCGCAACACGUGUACUUCAUGAUUUUCUUGUACAAACUGUAAAACGUUCUCUUGCCAAAAUGAUGGUAAUAACGGGAGUACUCCUUUUAGUGGCAUCGGUGACAUGGGCUCAAACGACAACGACAACGAGCACAACGACACCGACGACAUCCGCACAGCCGCUGACUCCGCCUAACUGUGACUGCGGUGACCAGGAUCAGAGCGACAAGAUGCAGGCGUCGUCCGGUAAAAGUUUCGGUUGGUUUCACCGGCGCCCCAUGAUGCCGCACAACAAGACCAUCUGUGGAACGAACGGCCAGACCUACGCCAACCAGUGUCUCUUUAUCAACGCUCAAGCGCAGGAUGACAGUUUGGGAAUGCGACCAUGUUUCAAUGACACCGCGGAUAACAGUUGGUCGUCCAAGAUGGAGCAGUGGAACGAGGACCGCGACGGAUGGGGACGGGGACGCGGCCGCUUCGCUGGACGCUACCAGAUGAUGCAGAAGAGCUUCUGUAUGUCCGACGGCAGCACAUUCAACGGCACCAUGACCGACAAGCAGCAGUACCUCCAGCAGAAUCCCAAUGUGGGCGUUCGCUGCCACGGCAGCUGUCCCUGCCAACUGCAGUGUCCGCAGCCGCGCGGAUACAUCCAGGAGUUCAUCCUGUUCCUCUGGAGAUAAUGCCUCUCACCGCACCUUAACGAAUGGAAUCUCACCGAAAUUCUGCACAUUUAUUAUUUAUGAUUUCUGUUUUCACAAAUGCUUGGUGUACGUGCAAUGCACCGAAUGACUGUACAGAUUUACAAGCACUGCUCUUAACGCUUCCGUCCUUCCUGAAUGAAAUUCGCCGAUUA